CAGUUUACGUAGUACAAGCAAAAACAAACUCGGUUGUAUUCGCUACGAUUUUUAUCAGAAGAAUGAAUUUCAGUACCCCGCGGAAGGAUCGCAGUUGUACAGGACAAACAUGGCUAUAGGUCACCAUGGCAGCCCUCCGACCUCUUACUAAGCCGAAGAUCGUCAAGAAGAGGGUUAAGAAGUUUAUUCGCCAUCAGUCUGACAGAUAUGUCAAGGUCACGAAAAGCUGGCGUAAGCCCAGGGGUAUUGACAACAGAGUCCGCAGGCGGUUUAAGGGCCAGAUGCUGAUGCCCAACAUCGGUUAUGGUAGCAACAAGAAGACUAAGCACAUGCUGCCCUCUGGCUUCAGGAAGUUCCUGGUGCACAACAUCAAGGAGCUGGAGGUCCUCAUGAUGAGCAACAAGACCCAUGCUGCUGAGAUUGCCCACAACGUGUCUUCCAAGAACAGGAAGCUGAUUGUGGAGAGAGCAGCCCAGCUGGCCAUCAAGAUCACCAACCCCAAUGCCAGACUCCGCAGCGAGGAGAACGAGUGAUCCAGCCAUUAUUUCCCAAUAAAACACAUGUUUAAAUGUG
Oncorhynchus masou masou (cherry salmon) is the source of this 573-nucleotide messenger RNA. Its product is annotated as large ribosomal subunit protein eL32-like. Gene Ontology annotation, molecular function: structural constituent of ribosome. NCBI's taxonomy places the organism in Eukaryota, Metazoa, Chordata, Actinopteri, Salmoniformes, Salmonidae. Gene Ontology annotation, biological process: translation. The coding region runs from base 126 to 533 and encodes 135 amino acids. The transcript is spliced from 4 exons. Gene Ontology annotation, cellular component: ribosome; cytosolic large ribosomal subunit. The record is from RefSeq and is a predicted model, not a curated record.